Messenger RNA from Pseudopipra pipra, 2375 nucleotides. Its product is annotated as ubiquitin carboxyl-terminal hydrolase 42-like. The record is from RefSeq and is a predicted model, not a curated record. The coding region runs from base 240 to 2375 and encodes 711 amino acids. The transcript has 13 exons. Gene Ontology annotation, biological process: protein deubiquitination; regulation of apoptotic process. Gene Ontology annotation, cellular component: cytosol; nucleus. Gene Ontology annotation, molecular function: cysteine-type deubiquitinase activity. NCBI's taxonomy places the organism in Eukaryota, Metazoa, Chordata, Aves, Passeriformes, Pipridae.
CCGGUAUCCUGAGGAGCGCGCCAACGAAAAUCAGUUGGACAGAGUUGGCCUUCGGGAUAACUCAGCUCCUUCCUUUGCUACUUGUGUGCCUGCCUUUUUUGGAUGGUUUAUUGUUUACUGACCGUUUCUCCUCAACUUUCAUCCUCUUUCAAAGGUGACGGGAUUGGUGCUGUUCUCUUUCUGGAGAGAAAGACAUCCUUGGUCAUCUAAAGCAUUGCACUCUCUUCCUGAGAGAGGCAAUGGCCACAGCAGGGAACGACUCCUUCAUUGCCGAGGGAAUGACUCCGCCACAAAGGAUCCUCUUUCCCCCGGAGAAGAUUUGCAUGGUCUGGCAGCAAAGACAGAGUGCUGGAGCAGGACUCCGCAAUGUGGGCAACACAUGCUUCCUUAAUGCUGUCCUGCAAUGCCUGACAUACACCCCGCCGCUGGCCAACUAUCUGCUCUCCCGGGAGCACAGCCAGGCCUGUCGCCAACAAGGCUUCUGCAUGAUGUGCAUCAUGGAAGCGCAUGUUAACAAGGUCCUGCAUUCCUCAGUCAGUGCCAUCCUGCCUUUGGCUGUUCUCAGGGGUUUCAGACUCAUAGGAGAACAUUUUCAGCUUGGCAGGGAGGAAGAUGCCCAUGACUUCUUAUGCUGUACUGUCAAUGCCAUGCAGAGAGCUUGUCUGAGUGCAAGCAAUGACUUGGACAUAUCAUCCCAAUCUACUACCAUUGUCCAUCAAAUAUUUGGAGGCUUUCUGAGAUCCAGAGUCAUCUGCUUCAGCUGCAAAGCCAUUUCUGAUUCCUAUGAGGCCUUCCUGGAUGUCCCUUUGGAUAUCAAAGCAGCCUCAUCCCUCACUGCAGCUCUGGAGGACUUUGUAACACCUGAGCACCUGGAUGGUGAAAACUGCUUUAAAUGUAGCAAGUGUGAGAAGAAUGUUGCCGCCACUAAGAGGUUCACUGUCCACCGUGCACCCAAGGUUCUCACUGUGUGUCUGAAGAGGUUUGACUGCUUCACUGGUGGGAAGAUCAGCAAGGUUGUAGAGUAUCCGGAGUACUUGGAUCUUCGCCCAUACAUGUCUCAGGCAGAUGGAGAAGCACUCCUCUACUCCUUAUAUGCUGUCCUGGUGCACAGUGGUGUCAGCUGUCAUGGAGGACACUAUUUCUGCUACACAAAGGCCAGCAAUGGAUUGUGGUACCGGAUGGACGAUGAAUCUGUGGAGCUGUGUUCCAUUGACACAGUUCUCAGGCAGCAAGCCUACCUGCUGUUCUAUGCCAGAUGCUCGGAUCUGAGAAUUGGAGAAAGGGCUUCUUCCUCACUGGCACCAUCACAUGCCCCUUCCUUCCUCAGUCAGUGUGCGGCCAGCAGCAAGCAGGCGGGCUCUGUUGGACCACAGGGUCUGACUGGUAGGACUAAGGGCAUGAAGGACACUGGCAGGGAGCGGUCCCGGAGCAGAUCCCCUCUGUGGGGCAGGGAUCUCCGCAGCUGGUCUGUGGACACCACAGACUAUGAUGACUCUUCAGAGAGAAGAACUGGUCCUCCAAGUCGUGACCGUGGUCCUAGGGAUAGCACAGCUGCAAGGCCUUCCAAGAGGAUCUGCCGGUGGGCUCCCGCUCCCAGGGCUGCUCAGGAGCAAACCUUGCUGAGGCAGAGGGAGCCAAGCAGAUCUGUGCGGGGAACUUACAACCUUUGCAGGAAGGACACUGGUAGGGAGCGGUCCCGGAGCAGAUCCCCUCUGUGGGGCAGGGAUCUCCGCAGCUGGUCUGUGGACACCACAGACUAUGAUGACUCUUCAGAGAGAAGAACUGGUCCUCCAAGUCGUGACCGUGGUCCUAGGGAUAGCACAGCUGCAAGGCCUUCCAAGAGGAUCUGCCGGUGGGCUCCCGCUCCCAGGGCUGCUCAGGAGCAAACCUUGCUGAGGCAGAGGGAGCCAAGCAGAUCUGUGCAGGGAACUUACAACCUUCGCAGCCGGUUUGUGCCGUACACAGACUAUGACCGCUCACUGCGGAAGAGAAAGAGGCAGAGAACAAGUCCUCCACGUUGUGACCAAGUCUUAGUGAAUACUGCAGUUCCAGGGCCCUCCAAAGCCAGCUCCAAGCAGGCUCUCAUGCUCCGGGCUGCUCAGGAGCAAACCCGACAGAGGCAGAGAGAGCAGAGAAGAUCAACAUGGCGGGGCUAUGAUCGCCACAGCCAGUUUGGGCAGCACACAGACUACCGCCCUUCAGAGAAGAAGAGGAGGGUUUCCACGCCCCAGAGAUUCACGUCAGACAAGCAUUCAGGGCACUCUGGCAAUGAUGGCGUUGGAUUAUGGCCCUGGCUCAAGCAGAAUGGAAGACUAGCACUGCGUUUAUUAGCCAAGGCAUCCUUGUUUUCGACACGCCUACUCAAACCUGAGUGA